UGUUCAUAGCAAACAACUCAUGGGAAUUGGAAACUCGUGAUUCGAAUUGAGGUGAUCUUGAAGAUGCCAGAGCCACGGGGCCUUUCUAUACACCACCCCCCAGACUGCAAAGUGACAAUCUAGCAAAUAAAAGGCGUUUUUUUAUCUUCAAAAGCUGCAGAGCUUGUUGAACCUGAGGUGAAAACCGCUACAAGAUCGACAAAAGUCUAGUUGCAGUGAGAGUAUUUUGGGAUGUUUGUGUUAUUUGAGAUAGAUAGAAUACACUAGGAGAUAUGCUUUGUCAUAUCGCGCUUUCGAGGGCACAAAAUGGCAAUAGUUCAGAAAAGUUUAUCAACAUUGACACCUUUAAGUUACUAAAUUUAAGAUAAAACAAACAUCUCUUCAUGAAUCGAGACGACAUAGCACUUAGGAACCUCCCCAUAUACUGGCAGAGGGGGAAAGUGAUCACCCCAGUUGUGUAGUACAGUUCGCCGCAUCACGAUCAAACAUCGCAACCUUUCUAUAUACUGGCGAAAGUCGCUACUUAACGUACUCCAACACUUCAGAAUUAACUGUGUCACACACAAGCGCGAUGUCUGCCACUACAUUGGACACCGAGCUGCACAACCACGAUACUGACGUAAAGAAAGAAGAUGGAAGUGCGAGUCCAACGGAUUGUAUCAAAGCCGAAGGCAAGGAUACUUCUAAAGACCCGAAUGUCAAACCUCCGUACUCAUAUGUCGCGCUCAUCGCGAUGGCUAUCCGAGAAUCUCCCGAGAAGAGGUUGACCCUGAAUGGAAUCUACCAGUAUAUCAUCAGCAAGUUUCCGUACUAUGAGAAGAAUAAAAAAGGAUGGCAAAAUUCAAUCAGACACAACCUAUCUUUGAAUGAGUGCUUCAUAAAAGUGCCCCGCGAAGGUGGCGGCGAGAGAAAGGGUAACUACUGGACCCUAGAUCCUGCAUGCGAAGAUAUGUUUGAGAAGGGAAAUUACAGGAGACGGCGACGCAUGAAGAGGCCAUUCCGUCAGCCAAACCUGCAACCCAACAACGGUCUGAUCACCGGAGAUCCACGUGCAAUGACAUACAACUACAUCCAACCCAAGUACACGACAUACAACCAAGCGCAAAGCGUGGCUGCGGCGGGAAGAUGGGGAGCUAUGCCGAGCGCAGGACCCCUGUCAUACUCGUGCAAUCCACCAUCUCCACGCGUACCUCCUGUAUACCCGUACAUGAACAUGGGCUCUGCAGUGCCUGUCAGUACCUACACGGGUACGCAAUACUCCACACAAAUACAGAACCCCGUCAAUAACCAGUGCGGGUACGGGGCAGUAGCGAUGUCAAACGUAGCGUGCAGGAGUCGACCGGCUGAACAUAGUCCAAUGCACCAUUACCCUUAUUGGAGUCAAGACAAACAUGUGUACGAUAUACCUCCAAGGUCGUAGAGACAGUCCAGCUCGCAAAAAGAGGUGAAUCAAUUGUGAUCUUAAGUGAGAGUUAGUGUCACGCGUUUGACAGUGCUGUUUAUUUAUGUGAGGGUGCACAACACACUGACUUGUACCCCAUUUUGAAUACACGAUCGGCUUGACGCCGGUAUCCCAGAACUUGAACCCAAACAUAAACGAGCAGCGCAGGCUAAACAGACGCCUCUUGUACAGUCAAGCACUAUUUACUUUAAGCAUUAGCUCUCCUUGUUCACGUCCUUUUGGAGAUAUUGUUGACUUUGAGAUUGUACCAAAAUUUUAUAGACUAUACAAAAAGAAACAUGUGUAUAGCUUAAUCCAUAUUUCAAAACCUUUCUUUAUUGAGACAAAGAGUAGGUAUAGAUUAUAUAUAGAGUAUCUAAAUGCAUAUGAAGUGUUCAAUGUUCUUGUAAUUUCUCUUUACCGGGGGCGUAAAACGCCAAUCUCAACUACAAGACACAUUUGUACUAUAUGUUUAAGGCUUAUCUCCGUGUUACUUGUCUCGUAUCUUUCUCCGCAAAUUGUUCCAAACAACAAAGUUGUUUUGCGCUGUAGUUUUAACCAGCUAUUGUCCAAUUUAAGCGGUGCAAAUCAAACAAGCUCUGGCUAAAGUCUUAGGAGUACCGCGUUUCGUAUUACCAUAGUAGAAAUAUUGUAAAUGGAAAAAAAUGUCUUGGCUUUCUCAUCUGUAAAGUCUGGGGGUGUUUACAAAUUACUAGAUGUUUUCAUGUGCCGGAAAACUUUUAUAUCAUAUCAAGAAGAAACAAAAAAUAAAGCAUAAAUGUCACA
Messenger RNA from Nematostella vectensis (starlet sea anemone), 2227 nucleotides. RefSeq names its product forkhead box protein L2. The record is from RefSeq and is a predicted model, not a curated record. The transcript has 2 exons. NCBI's taxonomy places the organism in Eukaryota, Metazoa, Cnidaria, Anthozoa, Actiniaria, Edwardsiidae. The coding region runs from base 572 to 1420 and encodes 282 amino acids. Gene Ontology annotation, biological process: regulation of transcription by RNA polymerase II; anatomical structure morphogenesis; cell differentiation. Gene Ontology annotation, molecular function: DNA-binding transcription factor activity, RNA polymerase II-specific; RNA polymerase II cis-regulatory region sequence-specific DNA binding.